Molecule: messenger RNA, 5306 nt
Organism: Conger conger (European conger)
Lineage: Eukaryota; Metazoa; Chordata; Actinopteri; Anguilliformes; Congridae
Gene: recql4
Product: RecQ helicase-like 4
Exons: 24
Coding region: 560-5164 (1534 amino acids)
Biological process (GO): telomere maintenance; DNA replication; double-strand break repair via homologous recombination
Cellular component (GO): chromosome; nucleus; cytoplasm
Molecular function (GO): four-way junction helicase activity; zinc ion binding; ATP binding
Source: RefSeq, a predicted model, not a curated record
CAUCGGUCCACAUGUCAACAUACGCAACAUGCGCUGUGCUGCGUUGGUAGUGACAUGACGCUCAUCCAAUAAGAGCUCGAGUCUUUGAACUAUUUCCGGUAUUACAGUGACUGAUGCCUUCCGGGAGAUGCAGUCUAUACCACCUAAACCAGUGAGUUACUUCUGAUAGGCUGUUCAACUGUCAGGACUACCUAGCAAACAUCCAGGAUUGGUGAAAGUAUGAACGUCAGUUUUACUGCGCGGUAAAAUUUCAAAGCACCAGUUCUGCAACAAAUGAAGUGAUUGUGAGCUGAUGUGAGCAAUCCAGAGGAAUAGAGCAACUGUUUUGUGCAGCUAUUGUACAUUGACUAGCUAUCAAUUAGAAAAUGUGAUCGUAACGUUUCUACUGUCAUACUGUACUACUGCUGAAAGCUACAUGCCGAGCAGGAGGCAAGCUACCCUGUCUCAACUCACGGUAGGCUGGACUAAGUUCGCUAGCUCCAGAGCAUUUUUUUUGCCUACUUCUUAGCUAGCUUGCUAGUUAAAGACUUACUCAGUAAUACUUUCUCCGUUGUUGAGUAUGAAUUCAAAUUUGGACAAAGAGAUGGAUCGAUACAAUGAUGUCAAAGUGCUGCUGAAAAACUGGGAGCUGUCUUUUGUUCAGCAAAACAACAGGAAACCAAACAAGGAUGAUAUUGAUACGGCCCCUGAUGAUACUAAAAAACUAUACAGAGAGUACAGAAUGCUUAAACAAGCCAAGGAAACUACGUGCAGUGGGACGUCUGGACAUUCAGACAAUGCAAAGCCGGCAGAAAGUCAAAAGGAGACGGAAUCUGAUUGUUGGGGAUCUCAUCUUAACCGCAAGAACAUGCCCACAGCUGUCCCAAAGCUGACAUCGCCGGACAGAGAUUCACUGCGGGCUUCUGCUCAGUACUACGGCCUGAAGCUGAAGUCAAACUUAGGAGCCUCAGUAAAGGAACGGUCUGUCUCUCUGAAGAAAACCUACACUCCGCGGAGAGCUGCAGUGAAGUCAUGGAAAGAGGGCCCGGGUCCAAGCGACGAGGCCAGCAGCCCGGGUCUCCAGCCCCGGCCGGCCAACACUUGUCCGGAUCCGUGCGCGGCUCUGCCGCAGACCUCCAACGCCCCGGCGGGGAUGGAGCCCUUUGAAACCGUACCCGCCUUCACGCCGUCCAAGGCCCUCUCUCCAGACGCUCUGGCGCGGAAAGCGCGGCUCUUGAGACAGUCCGCCACCAGGAGGCUGACUUCGGUGGACAGCGGCUGGCUCAAGCGCUGCCAGGUGUUUGAUGAAGUGGAGAACAAAGAGAAGCCCGUCUCGGGUAACUUCUCCCCUGCGGGAGGAGGGGGUGCGGUGGUCCCUGAGGCUGCUGGUGACUACCCCUCCCCUGGCACGCCCGCGCGGUCCAGCGAGGCGACCGUCAAAAUUUUGGAGGGUGCCCACGGGAGCGGGCGGAAGCCGUUGGCCGCACGGGUUGCCAGCGCGCCGUCCCCGGCUAAAAGUCCCCCCUCUCGACCUGGCGGACCCGGCCCCUCGUCGAAGGCCGGCAGGGAGGACGGAGAUGGGGAAACCAGACGGGGCCGAACGGGAGAGGCCCACGGAGGAGCGGAGACCCCCGCCGUCGACGCCGCAGAGACGGGUCGGCCCCCGGCCGGGGACGGCGAGGACACGGCGAGGGGCCCGGAAGCUUCCAGAGCCGGGCCGGAGGAGAAGGGGCCGAAGAGGAAGAGCCGGAAGAGACUGAGGGAAGGUGACGCCGUCGAGGGAGAGAGGCCCGACGAGGCUGAAGAGGGCGCGGCAAAGAAGAGGCGGCGUACCAAAAAGGGCUCCGCCGAGGGCCCUGCCAAGAGCCCCUCUGCGCGGGGCGGGAGGAAGAAAGCGGCCAAGGUGUCUGGAGGAAGCGUCGAUGACCCGGAGCCUCCUGCUGGCUCGGGGAAGACGGCCAAGCCGAAGGUCCCACUCCACAAUAUCCUGGGGGAGGAGGAGGCAGAGGACAUCAAAGCCAGGUCUGCUAGGAUGAAGAACACGGUGAAAGUGAGAGCCCCCAAGAAUUCGGAUGGGAACUUUGUGAAAAUAAACCUGAAGAAGAAGAGUCACGUCAAAGGCUUUGCGCUCAGAGGGGCCGCCCUUCGCAAGCAGAUGUACCUGGAGAAGUUCCAGCUGAAGGGCGAGCGAUUCGGCGGAGGCUCGGGCCGAGGCGGGCGGCGGUUCGGCGGCUACAAUCCCCAGGGCGACAGCUGCUUCAAGUGCGGGGGCACGGGGCACUGGGCCCGCGACUGCAAGGGGAGGGCUGCUGCUCCCGUGGCGACCGGUGGAGGUGCAGAAGGAGAGGAGGAGGCGGCUGAGUUGGAGCCAUUUGAGCUGCCCACCCUGAGGGAGGUGGCUCUGGCCACGGGCACCCUGAGCGCAGAGCCUCUCGCGCCCCCCGGCUGCGCCGAGGGGAAUGGCGUAACGGAGACGGAGAACGAGGAGGCCCUGCUCAACGUGAUGCGGCCCGACUACGAGAAACCGCCCCCACCCCCGCCCAUGGAGCCCCUGUACGGACUGGGGGAGGACGGAAAAGUGCAAGCUGCCCCUCCGGAGGUCUAUGAAGCUCUGACAGACUUUGGGUACAAGAGCUUCAGGCCUGGACAGGAAAUGGCCAUCAUGAGAAUCCUCUCAGGUCUGUCCACUCUAGUUGUGCUUUCCACUGGAAUGGGGAAGUCUCUCUGCUAUCAGCUCCCAGCCUACCUCUAUGCCCAGAGGUCAAAUAGCAUUGCGUUGGUGGUGUCCCCUUUGGUUUCUCUGAUGGACGACCAGUUGUCUGGACUCCCUCCAAAACUUAAAGCUGCCUGUAUCCAUUCCAACAUGUCCAAGAAACAGCGGGAGGCAGCGAUCGAAAAGGUGAAGGCAGGCCUGGUCCACGUCCUGCUCCUGUCUCCGGAGGCUCUGGUGGGCGGGGGGCACUCGGGGUCUGCCUGCCUCCCUCCGGCAGACCAGCUCCCCCCGGUGGCCUUUGCCUGCAUUGACGAAGCCCAUUGCGUGUCCGAGUGGUCUCACAACUUCCGGCCCUGCUACCUGCGGCUGUGCAAGGUGCUGAGGGACCGUCUGGGCGUGCGCUGUCUCCUGGGUCUCACCGCCACGGCCACCCUGUCCACGGCUCUGGACAUCGCUCAGCACCUGGAGAUCAGAGACCAGGAGGGCAUCGCGCUGCGGUCGGCCGCCGUACCGCUCAACCUGCAGCUGUCCGUGUCCACGGACCGGGACAAGGACCAGGCUCUGGUGACCUUGCUGAAAGGGGAACGGUUUGGCUCUUUGGACUCCAUUAUCGUUUACUGCACCCGGCGGGAGGAGACGACCCGGAUCUCCGCUCUGCUGCGGACCUGCCUGCAGGGGGUGAAAGUGAAGGAGUCGGCCAACGCUGUAAAAGAGGGGGAAGGCGCAGAGGAGAAUCCCGUUAGUAAGAAAAAGAAGGCCCUGGCCCGGAAGAAGAUCCGGAAGCCGCUGAAGUGGAUUGCGGAGUCGUACCACGCGGGCCUGUCGGCCGGGGAGAGGCGGCGGGUCCAGAACAACUUCAUGUGCGGGGAGCUGCGGCUGGUGGUGGCCACCGUGGCCUUCGGGAUGGGCCUGGACAAGUCGGACGUGCGCGCCGUCAUCCACUACAACAUGCCCAAGAGCUUCGAGAGCUACGUGCAGGAGAUCGGCCGGGCGGGCAGGGAUGGCCACCCCGCGCACUGCCACCUCUUCCUGGAUCCCGAGGGUGGAGACCUGCACGAGCUGCGCAGACACAUCUACGCCGACACCGUAGAUUACUUCACCAUUAAGAAGCUGGUGCAGAAAGCCUUUCCCUCCUGCAAGUGCAAGAAGAUCCACCAAAAGCGCCAGGACCUGACAAAGGCGUGGGAGGUGGAUGACAGCGAGAUGAUGGAGCUGAUGGAAACCUGCGAGGAUGCCGCGCCGCGCCCACGGCAACAGGACGGUCAGCCGACAGAGGACGGGGCUCCGGGGCCGGAGCCAGAGCUACCUGAAGGAUGGGAACACAAACAGGAGGAGGAGGAGGACUCUGAUGUGGAUCGGCUGCAGGGCGGGAGUCGGGGAUCCCCCGUGGUAGCAGAGCGGAGGGGGGAUGGCGGGGAGCAGAACAGCCCAGAAGAGCCGAGCGCAGAGCAGCUGCACCUGGACGGACAGACGGACGAAGAGCGAGGGGAAGGAGACCUACCACCACCCCGCGUGUGCCACACACACGAGAGGGCCAUACCCAUACAGGAUAUGGUGGAGGCCCUGGACAUCACCGAGGAAGGCUUGGAGACGUUGCUGUGCUACCUGGAGCUGCACCCGCAGCAGUGGGUGGAGCUGCUUCACCCCACCCUGUCCUCCUGUCGCCUGGUGUGCUACAGCGGCCCCCAGCAGCUCCGCAAACUCACCAAAAUCUGCCCUCCUGUGGCUGUGGCUCUGGCUCGGAAGCGGAUGGCCGGGGAGAAGGUGGAGGUCAUGGACUCGCUGGAGUUUGACGUGGUGGAGCUGGCCGACACUAUGGGCUGGCAGCUGCCCCUGGUGAAGAGGGGCCUGAGGCAGCUCCAGUGGAGCUCAGAGAGGGGCAUGUUUGGGGGCACAGGAAAGAGUGGAGUCCUGGUGGAGCUCUCCAACCUGUCGUUCUACUUCCGUUCCUAUGGAGACCUGACGGCAGACGAGAUGGACGGCGUGUGCGAGUUCCUCCACAGACGGGUCCAAGCGCAGGAGAAAACCCAGCUUUACCAGCUCAAGGCCUGCUUCAAAGCCUUCCGCAGUGUCGCAUAUCGAAACUGCAGCUACUGCACAGAGGAAAUGGACGAAAGCCGAAGUCUGAUGCUCAAGGAGCUUCUGAGUGACUACUUCGAUAAGAAGAGGGACCUGGACCUGAGUAAGAAGUACAACACGGAAGAGGAGGAUGAGGAAGAUGAGGAGCUGAGUAAAUUUAAGAUGAAAGACUGGGAGGACCAGAUCCGGGCUGACAUCCGCAGCUUCCUGGCCUGUCGCAGCGAUGAGAAGUUCUCCGGCAGAGCUGUGGCCCGCGUUUUCCACGGAAUCGGUAGUCCCUGUUAUCCCGCACAAACAUACGGCAGAGACAGGCGAUUCUGGAGGAAAUACAUUCAGUUUGAUUUCAACGAAAUCAUCCGCUUCGCCACGCAAGAAAUUAUACGGACCCGGUGAAACUGAAUGGACAUUAAGAAAACAUCGUAUUGUCAUUUAUGUGUGUACAUUAUGUAUACAGUGAUAUUCUUGCAUUCUUGUUUCCAGAGCAUUGCUUCUCUUUCAUUUGAUGUUGUAAAAAGUGGCGAUAUUUAUCACAAUA